AUGGAAGAAGCCUCACGAAUGCACCUCAUUCACACACACACACAGCAUGAAGAGUUGGAGGCUCUGUUUAGUUGCAACAUGUUUCCAGAUAAAAACCUCCAGAGAGAGCUUGCUUUAAAACUCAACCUACCAGUGUCAACAGUAAAGAUUUGGUUCAGGAAUCAGCGGUUCAAAAAGAGGAAGCAGCAGUGGCAACUAGAGCAGCAAUCACUAAAGCUACCGAACCAGGUCCUUCUAGCCAAGAAUGUGCCCACAGCAUCAACCAGUCCUCAUUCUUUUCUCCCUGCAGUUUCACAUUCCUAUAGCUCCCACUCACCUCAGCCCUUAGACCCUUUCCAUUGGGCAGGGGACUCUAUAAUCACUGAGAUUGCUACAAGUGAUGUCCAAAUGCAAGAUCCUCAGUUGGAGAGGCUAGUGGUCUCAAUUCCUGCUUUGUACUCUGAUGCCUAUGACAUAGCAAAAAUCAUGGAACUGUACAGUUUUCCUGAUGAGGAUGAGAUAGCCAGCUCUUCUUUCCACUCUCUGUAUCAUUAUCUCUCACCGACAAGGCCCAUAGAACAGAGUUCCUCUCUUAGCCUCUUUGCUGAUCCAGCUGUAGGUUUAUCUCCUGGGCAAACCUGCUUCAGUAUGACAAGCUGGAGCUUUGCAGCCUACAGUCUAAGAAACAGCCUGGAAUUCCAGAACCCCUUCAGUAUGGCACACUUUGGAUAUUGCCAAUCAAAGUAA
Messenger RNA from Kogia breviceps (pygmy sperm whale), 726 nucleotides. It is a transcript of the gene ARGFX, whose product is annotated as arginine-fifty homeobox. Gene Ontology annotation, molecular function: RNA polymerase II cis-regulatory region sequence-specific DNA binding; DNA-binding transcription factor activity, RNA polymerase II-specific. Gene Ontology annotation, cellular component: nucleus. NCBI's taxonomy places the organism in Eukaryota, Metazoa, Chordata, Mammalia, Artiodactyla, Physeteridae. Gene Ontology annotation, biological process: regulation of transcription by RNA polymerase II. The record is from RefSeq and is a predicted model, not a curated record.